AUGAAGCAUUAAGACCAUUUAAGCCAGAAAUCUUAUCUGAUAAACGACAUGAAAUACAUUUCUAUUGAUUAAUAGAAAGAAUGGGAAAACUAAAAGAUAAAAGAAGAAGCCAAAAGAAGACUUGAGAAUAGUUUAUAGAUUGAAAGAUAAUAUAAUGAUAGUUAAUCUUAUAUGAAACUUAAAAAUGAGAAAUCGGCUUUUAUGAGAGCGUAGUUUAUUAAGCUUAAACUUGAUAAUCACAUUAAGAAAAACUAAGAUAGGGAGCGGAAAUAGUUCAAAUUGCCCAACUUAGAUAAUAUCGUGUCUAGAAAUUGUAAUAAUAUAGAUAAGUUAAUGUUUGACAAAUGA
Stylonychia lemnae is the source of this 348-nucleotide messenger RNA. Lineage: Eukaryota; Ciliophora; Spirotrichea; Sporadotrichida; Oxytrichidae. The record is from the annotation of a GenBank genome assembly.